This is a messenger RNA of Neodiprion virginianus, 3171 nucleotides long. RefSeq names its product fukutin-related protein. The transcript is spliced from 3 exons. Gene Ontology annotation, cellular component: Golgi apparatus. Gene Ontology annotation, biological process: protein O-linked glycosylation via mannose. NCBI's taxonomy places the organism in Eukaryota, Metazoa, Arthropoda, Insecta, Hymenoptera, Diprionidae. The coding region runs from base 478 to 1971 and encodes 497 amino acids. The record is from RefSeq and is a predicted model, not a curated record.
GUAAAGAAGCUACCUGAUCGCCAAAUUACCCAUCGAGUACUUUGCACGAAAAUAUGCCCAGGGGUACGAAUUUGGCAAUAAUAAUUCUGCGCGAAAAAUGUCUCGUACACAUUGCUUGUACCGUUGACUGAAGAUUAUCCUCAGUCAACGCUCGUACGUGUUGUAAAAAUGUUUCUUUUGUCGUUAAAAACAGUACCCCAGUGAUUAAUCGAACACUUUUUCAUACGGUUCGUUUUUGAAGUAAUAAAUGUAUUCGUAAAUCACGUCGUCAAAAACAAGUUUCAUCAAUCAUUUCUCACAUUGUAAAGUAGUCAAAGUUGAAAAUCCGCGCCAAGGACUAGCGAGUCCCGGCAAAGCAUGACCGUUAAUGUUGCGUCGUCUGUUGGUUGUUAUCGUUGAUACGAAAACGAAGCAACCUGUCAAAUAUCCGUUCUAAUCAUGGAAUUGUUGAGUAAAUCGAGUUUUUCCUAGUAAAAUAUGCGUCUCAAACUGGUUAAAAUAUUACUGGUGCUCGCGUUGGUUGGUAAUAUAGUCGUGUGGCAUAGAAUAUGGAGAUUAUUCGCGGCUCCGAGCGUCUCUCUGACGGCGACGCCGGCCGCCUCGACGGUCGAAACAUCCCAAAAGGUUCAUCGAGGCUUAGCGCGGUCAGUGACGAUUGUUAUCCGUCAAUUUGAAACAUUCGAAAAUGACGUCUCUGCCACGGUCGAGUCCGUGAUGACCGCCUUUCCGUUAAUUCCCAUUUUGAUAAUAUGCGACCAGCUUCCCUAUCCGCCACUGGAACUGGACUUCAAAAAUAAUACAAUGCGAUACGUGAAGCUAAUCAAUCUCCAACUCAAUUUUAACAAGUCCUUCGACGAAAGGAAUCCCCUCUUUUUCAUCAGAACAAAAUUCGUUCUAUUCCUUCCCGAUGCUACCAGAUUGAGCACCAAACAAGUAUUGCAGAGUAUGAUUAUCCAGGCAUCAAAGUUGGGGGCUGUUUCUGUGCCAGUCGGUGCCAAUCCUUUAAGUUGCAUUGGGAUGGCACUGCGAGUAAAAGAAUGGAGCCUAGAAAUGUCGAAUAUCGACGGAUCCACGUGUGAUUCUAUAAUCGGACGUCACGGUACUAUGAUUGAAGCUAGAACGUUGAGGAAAUUAUCCGAUCCAUUCAUUUUGCCAUUCACAGACGCUUUCUACAUCCAGACUACAGCGUUGGGAGCUAAGGUGCAUAUAAUGAACGAUCAUCAUUUCAACGAAGGGAAGCCACUAUUUCGUAGCCAUCAAGCACAGUGGAAGGUGGAGCAGUUAUCUCGAAGUCGAGAACGUGAAAUGUUCGAGAAAUUAGGGAUAAAAAAAGUGACGCGCGUAUCCGGGUCUGUCGAAUGGUACGGCUGUUCUCGAGAGACCCCAAGAUGUUUCGGAUCCGUUGUUAAUGGAAUACCAUCCUACCUUUAUCAAAACCGAUACACACCUCCCUGUUGUUUAACGGGCCUGAGAAGAGUAGCCCAUCAUGUAUUUGAUAAGCUGGAAGAAGUUGGCAUUCGGUUCUGGAUUGAAGGAGAUUCGCUGCUAGGGGCGAUGAGAAAUGGAGAUAUAUUACCAUGGGGUCAUCAAGUUGACGUAGGAUUGAAUCGAGACGAUAUUAUGAGGUCUCCGUGGUUGGCCAGAGCUAGAAACAAGCCGGUAACAGAUAACCAGGGAUUCAUUUGGGAAAAAGCUACGGAGGGUGAAUUUUUUAAAGUUCAAUACUCCAAAACAAACCAUCUUCACGUCAAUUUGCUUCCAUUUUAUUCUGAAAAUGGUACGAUGAUGAAAGAUGCCUGGUUUUUGAAGAACAAGGAUUUUCCGGAGCAAUUUUUACAUCCGAUGUCUAGUAUUGAAUUCGCCGGCAGACAAGUACCGUGUCCAAAUAAUAUUAGAGAUUUUUUAGAAAUAAAAUAUUAUAAAGGUGUGAUAGAAAACCCUGAAGUACCUGGAAAACUCUUUCCUGAUUAGAAAUUUUUGAAAACCAUCUUUUUCAUAUCACACAACGGAUUGAUUAAAUGGCUGUAAUACCUAGUUAUAGUUUAAUUUUUUUUUUUAUCAUCAUAUAAUGAUUGACUUUUAAGAGACGUAACCCGAAUUAUUAACUUGUCAAACAAUGCGAUCAACUUGAAAAGUUGUAUUUCCUUGAAAUUAUGACAACUUCUGUAUGUGUAUUUCUUUUUCCACAACAUUACUAUUUACAUUUUUCAUUUUUUGAAAUUAUUAUCACUUUAGAAGAUUAAUAGAGAUAACUUUCAGAAUAUUUCGAAGAAAAGUCAGCUAGGCUGGGCGUUUCGUCCUAUUCUUUUUCCGCCUAGGUAACAAAAUAUAUUCGUGUGAAUAUCAUUUGAAUAAUAAUUAUCGACUUCUCAUUUUGUCCGCAAGUUUGUUAGAUAUAUUUUGUGAGCUCCAUACUGGUAAUGAAUUUACCGUCGCUUUUCAUCCCUACCUUUUCUCAGCAAUACUAUCAUAAAAUUAUUGUUUUUGUCAUAAAUUUGUGCUUCUGGUAUAUGCCGAUAGUACCGCGAGAAAUUUUGAAUAGUUACGACAUUUUUUUUCAUCAAAUGUUGAUAGUAAGUAAGGGUUGACACGUGCGGCUUUAUGAUAAAGACCAAAAACUUAAUCUUAACCCAAAAUUCAGAAUCGUUGAAGGUUUUGGUAGGAGUUUUCUUGUUACGUAGUUAUACAUAUACCAUGUAUAUUCAAAGAGGCUAUAUAUAAAUGUUACAUAUUCAUACAUGGAUCGACACAGUCAUUAUCUUCAAUGCUAAGAAUGUGUGAUUGCCUUUUUUUCGACGAAAAAAAAAAAAAAGAAGAAGAAGACGAAGAAGAAUAUUUCGCUAAGAGCGUCAAUAAUAAUAUGGAUUUUUUAUGUGACGUCGACACUUAAUAUUAGGCUUAUUCUAAUAUUCCAUCAUUUACAUUUACUUGCUACUAUAGGUACAUAUGUAGGUAUAUAAUUGAAAGAAUGAAUUAAUCUGUCUUCAUCAUUCUCUUGUGAUAUCUUUAUUAACAAUUUACAAUGACACAGGGCGGUGUCCCAUUAGUUUACACAAUGCAAGACCCAUCCAGAUAAAAACUCGUAUAACAAUUAUUUAACUAUUGUAGAUCUAGCAACAAAUGUCCAAUAUGGAUUUCUGAAAUAAAUUAUCUGAAUAUUUUGACUCUCAA